AUGGAGGGACUCUUCACUUUGCUCGCUUUGAGCAUUGUGAUGGCAAUUACAUCCUUCGUUGUUGGCUCAUUACCGCUCGCCUUUACACUAUCCCCCUCGCAGUUGCGAUUGAUUUCUUCCCUCGGAAUGGGCGUUUUGGUUGGCACAUCUUUAAUUGUUAUCAUUCCGGAGGGUGUGGAAACUCUUUACAGUGCGAGCUCGCAUAAUGAUCGAAAAGGUCUCAGCACUCGUUCAAUGACGGCCGUGGAAUGGCAACACCGAUCAUUUCCGGCUGUCGCUGCGGUCGAUUUUUCCAACUCGAACAAGGAAGCAGAUUCUACACUUCCACUCAUACAGACAGUGCACGUCACGCGCGACGACCAGUCUGAAUUGCGGCAGCGAGAGGACGAGGCUGAGUCGAAUAAGGUUGAACACAAUGGACAUAAAGACGAGAACUCUUCACAUGCUUGGAUUGGAGUUGCCCUGAUCAGCGGUUUUAUCCUGAUGUACCUCAUCGAUAAAUUACCCGAUUUCGCAACGCCUUCAAAGCAAGAAAGACCGCCCUACCACAUUUCUCUAGACAAUCUGGGUUCCGGAUUGCGACGCAACCCCUCCCCCUCCAGAGAAGGAGGGUUGUUGGACGCCGGCAGUACCUCUAGUCGAAGCCAUAGCUUUGCGACAACCACCGGUCUCGUCAUCCAUGCGGCAGCUGACGGCAUCGCUCUGGGUGCAUCUACCUCCGAUACCGGGUUGAGUUUUAUCAUCUUCCUGGCUAUUAUGGUGCACAAAGCUCCCGCGUCCUUUGGACUUACAUCGGUGUUGCUCAAGCAGGGCGUGUCGAGUCGGACCGCGAGAGCGCAUCUGGUGGUCUUCAGCCUGGCGGCGCCCUUUGGCGCAUUGGCAACAUUUCUCUUCGUGCGGAUUGUGGGCUCGGGCUCUAGCAGUGACGAGGCAGCCACUUUGUGGAGGACUGGAAUGUUAUUGCUAUUCUCUGCUGGAACUUUCCUUUACGUUGCCAUGCAUACAAUGCAGGAGAACAGCCCGAACUCGGAGUUGCGCGAACUACCAAUGAAUGGAUACGGCGAUUCAAGAGACAUCCCUACUAAAUCCGACAAGUCAAUGCGGGAUCUGGUCGCUUCUGUCAUCGGCAUGAUACUGCCGAUGUUUUUGCAACUCGGUCAUGCUCACUAA
Molecule: messenger RNA, 1170 nt
Organism: Aspergillus lentulus
Lineage: Eukaryota; Fungi; Ascomycota; Eurotiomycetes; Eurotiales; Aspergillaceae
Product: Mn(2+) transporter ATX2
Biological process (GO): zinc ion transport; transmembrane transport
Cellular component (GO): membrane
Molecular function (GO): metal ion transmembrane transporter activity
Source: RefSeq, a predicted model, not a curated record